AUGCCUCGGCCGUUCGCCAUCAUCGUGGGUGCAGGCCCCUGUGGUCUCUUACUGGCCCUCCUCCUCGCCAAAGCCGGGCUGGAGGUACAGCUCGUCGACGCCGGCAACGAACUCGACGACCAACCCCGAGCAACUCAUUAUGGCCCAGAGGCUGUAGAACAGCUAGACAGAGCAGGUGUUCUUCCGGACGUUCUUGCGCAGGGUUUCAUCCCUCACGGCGUUGCCUGGAGAAAGCCGGAUGGGGAGGUCAUCGCCGAGCUGCCAACAACCACCUUGUCAACUUCUUCGAAGCAUCCCUUGAUCUGCUUGCCGCUGAACAAACUAGGCAAGAUCUUGCAUGAUCAUUUACUGAAGCAGCCCCAAGCCAGUAUCCUUUGGGGUCAUCGGGUGACGCAUGUAAGGCAGGACGAUGACCAAGCCAUCGUGGAGGUGGACGCUCAGGGCACUUCAAAAACGCUGGCGGCGACUUAUGUCAUUGGCUGCGAUGGCGCCAACAGCCAAGUCCGGAAAUCGCUCUUUGGCGAUAUGGAGUUCCCGGGAUGGACUUGGGAUGAGCAAAUUGUUGCAACGAAUAUUUACUAUCCCUUUGACAAACACGGCUUCACAGACAGCAACUUUGUAAUCAGCCGAGAGCACUGGUACAUGGCAGCGAGGAUCUCCAACGAUGGCCUGUGGCGAGUCACGUACGGGGAAGUGCCAGGACUCACCAAGGCCGAAUACCUCGAACGACAGGCCUGGAAGUUCGAGGUGAUGCUACCAGGAAAUCCGAAGGCGGAUGAGUGGAGAUGUGUCAACUUCAGUCCUUACAAAAUACACCAGCGCCUGGCACCAUCGCUCCGACAAGGGAAGGUACUCCUCGCGGGUGAUGCAGCGCACCUAUGUAAUCCAUUCGGUGGCUUGGGGUUGACAGGAGGGAUUCUCGAUGUCGGAGGCUUGUAUGACUGCUUGAACGGGAUCGCCACGGGAAGGGCAGAUGAAUCCAUCUUAGAUCGAUACAGCGAUGUUCGCAGGAAGCUGUAUCGUGACUUCACCGAUCCUAUCUCGACAGAAAACAUGCGGAGGCUCUGCAAGAGGGACCCCGACAAAGUGUUGGAGGAGGACACGUUUUUGCAGAUGAUUAACGAAAGCACACAUAACCCUGAGGUAGCCGCGCAAUUAUCAGAGGGCUCGCAAGGCUUGGGCCAUGAUUUCACGCAAUACUACAAGUAG
This is a messenger RNA of Colletotrichum siamense, 1209 nucleotides long. It is a transcript of the gene terC-1, whose product is annotated as FAD-dependent monooxygenase terC. Bases 1 to 1209 code for a protein of 402 amino acids. NCBI's taxonomy places the organism in Eukaryota, Fungi, Ascomycota, Sordariomycetes, Glomerellales, Glomerellaceae. The record is from RefSeq and is a predicted model, not a curated record. Gene Ontology annotation, biological process: 3-(3-hydroxy)phenylpropionate catabolic process. Gene Ontology annotation, molecular function: FAD binding; 3-(3-hydroxyphenyl)propionate hydroxylase activity. The transcript has 4 exons.